Messenger RNA from Symbiodinium natans, 1554 nucleotides. The record is from the annotation of a GenBank genome assembly. Lineage: Eukaryota; Dinophyceae; Suessiales; Symbiodiniaceae.
AUGGGCGGAGCCUUGGGCUGCGGUGGCGAGGUCCCCCUUGAAAAGCUCCGCCAGUUGGAGGACGAGCUGGACAGUGCCUUUGCCACUCUGCCGAAAAAUGGAGCCGGCCGCAUCGAUCGCCGCUCACUGCGCUACCUCGCCUACCGCCACUUCAGCCAGAAGUAUGCGCUGGUGAUCCGUGGCUUCGAGCCCUCCCGCCCGACCAACGAGUCGCUGUGGGCGGCUGCUGAGGUGCUCAGUGAGAAGGUGCCUGGUUACGUCGAGAACGUGCUGAUGUCGCGGCACGCUGAGGAGCGCGGCUUCGAUGUCCGGGAUGCUGCCUUGCUGAUCACCACUAUCGAGCAGCUGGUCUUCGACUCGGAGAGUGCGCUGCUGACCAAGGUCUAUGAGGCACAGCGCAAGCCCCUGGCGCGGUCGCUGAGUCGCCAGGGCGUCAGUCAGGUGCUGGAGGCCUACCUCGUUCAUUGGCUGUUGGGAGCAGACGAGGAUGGCAUUCAAAUGCUUCUCAACAGUGAAAGGCUCCGCCGCAAGACCUUCCCGCACUGGGCUGAGUUGGUGGCCUUUGCACACGGCCAGAUUAAGGCCCUGGAUUGGGAAAGAUCCCAUACUAGUGGCCUCGCUGCGGGACGGUACAGCUUUGAGGAUACCCACCAGAUCGUGGGCGGCAUCACCCACUCCUUCGCGUCCUUCUGGGAGUCGGAGUGCGCUGAGAUGAAGGAUCAGCUGAUCGCCAUGGAUACGCAGCGUACAGGCCGGGUGCCCCUGUCCAAGUUCUACGGCACAGGGCUUGAAGCUGACUGGCGCUUCGCGGAGUCCGAGGCCUACCUGCGGGAGCUGGGUGCGCUGGAUGAGACGGGCCGAGCCGGAAAGCAGGUGAUCAUCCCAAACUACAUCCAAGCGGCCUCGAACUGCAUCGUCGCGACGAACCACUACAUGGUCUGCUGCCUUAACGACUGCAACCCGCUCCUGGCGGAGCUCGACCGGUCCCUCAGGAGCCCUACAGCAGAGCCCCAGAAGAUCCUGGCUGUCGUUCGCAACAUGACCUCGGGAACCUCUCUGGAGGACGAGGCCGACGCGCGUGUGGACGCGGCGAUGGAGGCGCAGCUGGAGGCCAUUGCCACAAGCCACGGCGGUGAGGUGCCUAUACACGGCCGCUUGUUCCUGCAGUGGCUUCACUAUGUCUUCCCUCGUGAAUGCCCCUUCCCACACAAGUCGGGCACCACCGUCCACCGGGCGCCAUUGGAGUUCGAAGGCGAGUAUGUGGCCUCACAAGAGACUAUGAAGGCAGAGGCAUCGUCCUUGUCAUCCGAGACAUUACCGGCCUUCAACGUCACAAACGGCACCACCGAGCUGCAGUGGAUGUCGCAGUGGAGCGAAGAGGAAGAGCUCAUCGCGGGCUACAAGGGCGCUGGUGCUGGCCAGUGGCGCCCGCUCUCGCGGCUGCUGGGUGCUGGCUGCUUCGGAGUGGCCAUGCUCUUAGGCGCUGUGCGUUUCAACCGCAAGCCCUCGGCUGAGGGCCUGCUGCCGACCCACCGAAAGGCCCAUUUCGUUUGA